CUCACAUAACCAAAAUUUUAAGAUUUGUAUACCAUCAUCUACAUCCCUUUAAAUGGUUCUAGAAAAGAUAUCAUUUGGUAUGAUUAAGAAUACUCUUCUUUUUCCCACUCUUAAUGAGUUGAUAAAGAAGGUUUCUCCUGAGAAAAUUUGUCUCAAAAAAUUAUAACAUUUAUGUUGUAGUAGAGCUAUACAUAUAUAUAUGCGCGUGCGUCCGAUUGAUUUUGUGCAUUAUUUCACAAAAUCAUUAGAAACUAUGCACAACCUUUUUCUCUACUCGGUCGUGUUCUCUCUUGGUCUCGUUUCCUUCAUCACAUGUUUUGUAGCCGAGUUCAAGAGAACAAAGAAAGAAGAUAUUCGGUGGGAUACAGAGAGAAAGUGUUAUAAACCGGGAAGCCAUGCGUUUGAGCUCGGAACAGUCGCUGUUCUUUGCUUCUGUCUUGCUCAAAUCUUUGGGAACAUAGUUGUGCUUCGAAAUCACAGGACGAGAAUUAAAAGAGAAGAUGGUUACAAGUUUACUGAUCUUACUUUACCAACCGUUCUUUUGCUUCUGUCCUGGUUGAAUUUUGUGGUUGUGGUUUUAAUUCUGAGUACUGCAAUAAGCAUGAGCCGAACUCAGCCUUACGGAGAAGGAUGGCUCGAUGAAGAUUGUUACCUGGUCAAAGACGGUGUCUUUGCAGCUUCAGGCUGCUUAGCCAUCCUUGGACUUGGAGCCUUGACCAUAUCAGCCAUCAUGAUCAAAGUGAAGAAACGUCAACAACAACUUGUGCAAGUCGUUGUCAAAGAACAAAGCCAAGAACAAACAAAAGAAGAAAGAGAACAAAGCCAUGGUGAUCACCAAACGAACAAGUCAGAAACUGUCAUUUACUUGGUGGAAGAAGCUUCUUCCACUGCUGAUAUAAGCAGGAUAUAAAUAAAAAGGGGAAUAUUUAGUGUCUUUAUAUUGGGAAUGUUGAAUGGACAUAACAUAAACAUCCCACCACCCACUAAUGGUUGGUCAUAGGAUGAUGAUAGGAUCCCAUUAAAAAGUCAGUCUCAACUUGUGCAUAAUACUAAUAAUUAUAAUUAUACAUUAAUAUGCUAUUUCUAGUUUCCAU
This is a messenger RNA of Thlaspi arvense, 1094 nucleotides long. The record is from the annotation of a GenBank genome assembly. Lineage: Eukaryota; Viridiplantae; Streptophyta; Magnoliopsida; Brassicales; Brassicaceae.